AUGUUUUUUCUUCAAGAAACAAAGUUGCAUAAUGUCUCGGAGGCGGUAGCAAGGAGCUUCUGGGGAAACGGGGAUGUUGGGUAUUCUUUCAUAGAAUCGGAGGGUAUGUCGGGAGGUAUUCUUAUCUUGUGGAAAGCUAGUGCUUUGUUGGUUGUCUUCAGCUUUCGUGGGACGGGUUUCUUGGGAAUAAAGAUUAGUUGGAAAAAUAAAUUUUAUUAUCUUGUUAAUGUUUAUGCGGCUUGGUCUAUGCCUCUUAAACGCUCUAUGUGGAAGGAAUUGGUGGACUUGAGACAAAGAUUCAAGGAUGGUGAUUGGAUAAUUGGAGGCGACUUCAAUGCUAUUAAGAAAAGAAGUGAAAGACUUGGCCGUUCAUUAUCUACUUGUAAAGUGGAGUGGAGGGAGUUUUCUAAUUUUAUUUAUUUGUGCGGUUUGAUUGAUGUUCCGUGCAAAGGGAAGAAGUUUAGUUGGUUUAGCGGGGAUGGAAAAACAAAAAGUAGGUUGGACCGUUUUCUUGUUUAUGGAAAUAUUAUAUCUUCGUGGGGAGUGGUGGGGCAAUUUAUUGGUCUAAGGGACGUUUCGGAUCAUUGCCCGGACUUUUUGCAUUUCGUGGAGAGUGAAUGGAAAGCGAUUAAAGUAUGUGGUAGAGGAGAUUUUGUUCUAAAGGAGAAAUUCCGAAUUAUUAAAGAUAGACUUAGAUGGUGGAACAAAUCGGUUUUUGGCAAGUAUGACUUGGAAGUGGAUGAAGGGGUUAGAGAGUUGAAUGAGGCGGAUGAUUGUGAUGAUUUUGGUGAAGAAAUUCAAGCUACCAAAAGAAAGGCAACUAGUAGAUUUUGGUUGAAUCUCAAAAUCAAGGAGAAUAUGCUCAUUCAAAAAUCUAGAUUAAAGUGGCUUAAUGAUGGAGAUUCCAAUAGUAAAUACUUUCAUAGAGUGAUGAAUGAAAGGAGGAGAAGGAAUCAUAUUAGUACUAUAACUACAAGUAGCGGUAUUGUUGAUAAAGUGGAGGAGGUUAAGGAAGAGGUGUGGCAACAUUUCAAUAGUAAGUUUAAGGAGGUUAAUCAUCGUAGACCGGGCUUUGGGAACGUAAUGAUUAAUUCGUUGUCUUUGGAGGAAAGUUCCUCCCUUGAGUUACCUUUUCCGAGGAGGAGAUUAAGGAGGCGGUGUGGAAUUGUGAUGGUUCUAAAAGCCCGGGACCGGAUGGUUUCUCUCUUCUCUUUGUGA
Vicia villosa (hairy vetch) is the source of this 1218-nucleotide messenger RNA. RefSeq lists its product as uncharacterized. The transcript has 2 exons. The record is from RefSeq and is a predicted model, not a curated record. The coding region runs from base 1 to 1218 and encodes 405 amino acids. NCBI's taxonomy places the organism in Eukaryota, Viridiplantae, Streptophyta, Magnoliopsida, Fabales, Fabaceae. Gene Ontology annotation, molecular function: catalytic activity.